CCUUGCUGCUAAUCUGAGGCUCUAUUUCUCUUCACCUCUGGCUAAAGUGGACAACUGCUCCCUCAGUGCAGACCAACAUGACCCAGGAGGGGCAGGUUCUGUCCUCUCCCACCUCACCAGAGAACUCUGUAGAGCUUAACUCCACCUCAAGUGUCAGUCAACCUACAGACACCUGCAGCCAAGUGGAGCAGGAGAAGCCUGUAGCCAGUGAGGAGACAGAGGAGGCAGAAGGGAAACAUGAAGAAGAUAUCAGAGAAAGAGAGGAGAUGACACAAGGAGAGGAAGAGGGGAGUGCAGGAAGAAAAGAUGGAGGACAAGACAAACUGAAAGAGGAAAAGCUUGAUGGCAGUCGUGAGGAUAAUCAACUGACAGAGGUGGCCGUGACGGUAGAGACAGAAGAGGAAGCAAAUGAAGGAUGUAUAAACUUUGAAUUAACCUCAACAGCUGAGGAUACAACACACGACACAGAAGAGAGGGAAGAAGAAGAGGAGUGGAAAGAGGCACAACCAUAUACAGAACAGGAGGCAACUCUCACUCACCAAGCUGGGCGACUGACAAACGGUGUAGGUGGUGAUAAUGAUGAUGACGUGGGCGAGGACGAUGAUGGCGUAAAUGAAGGUGCCGCACAUCCACACUUGGACACUUUCAGUUCAAACUUUGAAACCACUGUAGAACAGGCUGACACAGAAGUGGAGGAAGAGGAAGAUGUCCAGAAAGAGAGUGACGGGAAUGAAACCCAGGACAGCUUCAGCUCAGCAUUCGAGCAGAUUGUUGAGCAGGUUGAUGUACGAGAGGAAGAUGAAGAAGAAGAGGACAGAGAGCUUCAGGGGGAGAGGGACAAAGGGAAGGUGGACAACAAAGACGGCUUCAGUUCCACAUUUGAGCGUAUUGUAGAGUCUGUCCUGCUGAGGGGUGGGACCUGCUACAGCAGCCUUGACUCCCUGGAUGUCCUGUCACUUACAGAUGAGACAGACAGCUGUGUCAGUUUUGAUGCACCGCUGACACCACUUAUCCAGCAGAGGGCGCUGCUACAGGGUCCUGAACCUUUGGAACUGGAGUUAGCAACUGUUCAGGAGCAGGAAGGGUCAGAGACUGGAGCAGAGGCCCAGGGUGAUGUCAAAACUGAGGCAGUGGGGUCUGAGUGUGCAGCUGUGGCUGGAGUAGGAGGAAGCCCACUGAGGACAACCAUACCAGGGAGCAGGUCGGAGUUUGUACUGAGCAACCCGGGGCGCUGGGUGAUCCCCAAUGGAUACCAUAUAGACUCCCAGGGUGCCACAGAAGGCUCUGGAGUGAUGCUCAACUCUGUCAGUGAUGCCAACCUCACAGACGUGCUGUCUGACUCAGAGGAGUGCGAUUUGGGCAGUCUGGAGUGUUUGGAGCGUGGCAGCACAGACACUCUGGCCAAUGGCUGCCAGGCUGACUGUGAGGCCGCCAGGAGGCUGGCGAAGCGUCUCUAUCACCUAGAGGGCUUCAAACGCUGUGACGUGGCCAGACACCUGGGAAAGAAUAAUGAGUUCAGUCAGUUGGUGGCAUCAGAGUACCUGAGUUUCUUUGAUUUUUCUGGACUCUCGCUGGAUCGAGCCCUGAGGAACUUCUUAAAGGCUUUUCCACUCAUGGGGGAGACCCAGGAGAGAGAGAGGGUGCUUGUCCAUUUCUCAAGACGCUUCUGCCACUGCAACCCACAGACACCCACCUCUGAAGAUGGAGCCCACACAUUAACUUGUGCCCUCAUGCUACUCAACACAGAUCUGCACGGUCAUAACAUUGGAAAGAAGAUGUCUUGCCAACAGUUUAUCAGUAACCUCGACGGCCUCAACAAUGGCAAAGACUUCCCAAAAGACUUACUGAAGGUCUUGUAUAACUCAAUCAAGAAUGAGAAGCUUGAGUGGGCAGUCGAGGAGGAGGAGCUGAGGAAGAGUCUGUCUGAGCUGGUGGAAGAGCAAUGUGAGGGCGGCAAUAAACGUGUUGCCAGGGUAACAGACGGCAGUAACCCUUUUAUUGCCAUCCCUAUCCUCCUCAAUGCUGUCACCUACAAACAUGGAGUGUUGACCCGCAAGAGCCACGCUGAUAUGGACGGAAAAAGAACCCCGCGAGGUCGCCGUGGUUGGAAGAAGUUCUAUGCGGUUCUGAAGGGGAUGAUCGUGUAUCUCCAGAAGGAUGAGUACAAGCCUGACGCAGACCUUUCAGAGGUAGACCUGAAGAACGCAGUGCGGGUCCACCAUGCGUUAGCCACUCCAGCCACGGACUACAGCAAGAGAGUCAACGUACUGAAGCUGAAGACCUCCGACUGGAGAGUUUUUUUACUGCAGGCCCCGAGUGAGGAGGAAAUGAUGUCUUGGAUCUUCCGGAUAAACCUGGUGGCAGCACUGUUCUCCGCACCAGCUUUUCCUGCUGCUAUCGGCUCCAUGAAGAAAUUCUGUCGGCCCAUCCUGCCCUCCUCAUCCACCAGACUCAACCAGGAGGAGCAGCUGCUGAGUCAUGAGAGCAAGCUAAAGCAGAUGAGCCUUGAGCUGGAGGAGCACCGGAAAAACCUGCCCUCAUGUGACCCCAAAAGCCGCGAGUGGGAGGAGUACCGCCUGAAAGAGCACUACCUCACGUAUGAGAAAAGCCGGUAUGAGACGUACAUCAGCCUCCUGCAGGCCAAGCUCCUAGCAGAGACUGAUGACCUUGAGAAGAUCGAAGCCAGCGUGAUGAGUGGCCUGAUGAUGGAGGGUUGCCUGGGCAGUCGUGAAUGGCACCUCCGCAAGACACAGUCCUCCCCGUCCAUCAGUCAAGCUCACGGUGGGUUUAAUGGGAGGAGCGCUGGAUGUGCUGCACCAACACAAAGGAACUGA
Molecule: messenger RNA, 2834 nt
Organism: Thalassophryne amazonica
Lineage: Eukaryota; Metazoa; Chordata; Actinopteri; Batrachoidiformes; Batrachoididae
Gene: psd2
Product: pleckstrin and Sec7 domain containing 2
Exons: 14
Coding region: 78-2834 (918 amino acids)
Biological process (GO): regulation of ARF protein signal transduction
Molecular function (GO): guanyl-nucleotide exchange factor activity
Source: RefSeq, a predicted model, not a curated record